Messenger RNA from Heterostelium album PN500, 345 nucleotides. RefSeq names its product beta-lactamase domain-containing protein. The transcript has a single exon. NCBI's taxonomy places the organism in Eukaryota, Evosea, Eumycetozoa, Acytosteliales, Acytosteliaceae. Gene Ontology annotation, cellular component: mRNA cleavage and polyadenylation specificity factor complex. Gene Ontology annotation, molecular function: 5'-3' exonuclease activity; RNA endonuclease activity; RNA binding. Bases 1 to 345 code for a protein of 114 amino acids. Gene Ontology annotation, biological process: mRNA 3'-end processing by stem-loop binding and cleavage. The record is from RefSeq and is a predicted model, not a curated record.
AUGGAUGUUCAACAACAACAACAACAACAAGGUGGAGGUCAUGGACAUCAUCAUGGUGGACACCAUCACCACCACCACCAUCAUCAUCACCAUAAUCAGCAACAGCAACAGCAAUCAUUAAAACGACAGAUUAGAGGUGGUACAGAGAGUGACGACAUUCUCGAAGUGAUGCCAAUCGGUGCAGGUGCUGAAGUAGGUAGAUCUUGUGUACUCUUGAAAUACAAAGGAAAGACAAUCAUGUUUGACUGUGGUGUGCAUCCUGCAUUCUCUGGAAUGUCAUCUCUACCUUUCUUUGACGAGAUAUCCGAUGCAUCGAAAAUAGAUUUAUUAUUGGUCAGUCAGUAA